GCUCCCAAUGUCCCCGCUGCCGCCGCCACCUCCUCCCCGUACCCGCCCCCUCCCGAUCCAGUCCUCUCCCACCCACCGCCGACCUCGUCCCUCCCUCCCCUCUCCGCAUCUCCCGGCCACCUCUAGGCCCGAGGAGAUCGAGCGAGCGCCCGAGUGCGCCCGUCCUCGCAGCCUCCUCCCACGAUUCCCCGCGCCCGAGCCCCACGAGAGGAGCUCCUCCUGUGUUUUUGCACGCCGCCGCGGGUGACCACCAGCCACAGCUUGCCGGAGCCAGCAGAUGAGUGCCACCCUUCUUCUCUGUUCUCUUCUUCCCGUGCUCUCUUUCUUCCUCCUUUCUCUCUCUCACACAUCUCGAUUUCUCUCUCUGUCUCAAAAAGUGCACUUCGCCGCCAUGGACGCUCGCGUCCCAGACCUUGCAGCGCGCCACCCUGAUGCGAAGUCCCUCCUCGCCGUUCCUGCUCCGCUGAGCCGAAGCCUCGCCCAAGUCCAAGCGUCGCUGACGUUUGCCUCCUCGCCAUGGCCUCCCCUGCUUCGUCUGCUUCGCGGGCAGAGCUCCGUCUCCGUCAACGUGUCCUCCCGCCGUCUCUGUUCGUUGUCGAGCUCAAUCGACUCCAGCAGCACCUCCAUGGUGUCGCUCCGCUCGGCACCCGAGCGUCUCUCCAGCUUGCAGUAGCACCACUCUUCUCUAGUGCGCCCACCAGCCAGGCCGUUCGUCUCCAGCUCUUCGCUCUGGCUCUGUAUUGCGUUGUUCAUUCAAUCAGGGAUCUAUUCCAAGGUCUCGGGUCCGCCCUCUCCAUGGAGAAAGGGGAUAUCUAUUCAUUUUGCAUUCCGAACAUGCAAGCAAAUAUGCAGGAGUAAACAAGUUCUUGCAGUAGAUAUUGUAAGUGUUUGUUCUGAACAUGUACUGUCACCGAAGAUAUUGCAAGUGGUCUGACAAGAUUUUCUCAAUUUGCAAGUUUAGUUACUUUUCCAGUUAAUUAACUGGACAUCUUGGAGUAGUUAGAAAAUCAUGAAUUAUUUGCAGAAAUUCGUAGAA
Aegilops tauschii subsp. strangulata is the source of this 1036-nucleotide messenger RNA. The record is from RefSeq and is a predicted model, not a curated record. Lineage: Eukaryota; Viridiplantae; Streptophyta; Magnoliopsida; Poales; Poaceae.